Messenger RNA from Paracoccidioides lutzii Pb01, 2940 nucleotides. RefSeq names its product phosphatidylethanolamine N-methyltransferase. Bases 1 to 2940 code for a protein of 979 amino acids. The transcript has 4 exons. The record is from RefSeq and is a predicted model, not a curated record. Gene Ontology annotation, biological process: phosphatidylcholine biosynthetic process. Gene Ontology annotation, molecular function: phosphatidylethanolamine N-methyltransferase activity.
AUGAGUGGUCCGGCGUCGUCAACCGGAUUCCACAUCCACGCAGAGGGGCUUCAUGAACGGAACGUACAGCCAUCAAAACCUACCAGUGAUGGAGGUGUGGCCCCCAAGGCCCUGGAUGAUAAGUCACGGGUAGAAGAAGAUGAGAGGACCGAUUCGGAAAAGAAGACCUUUGGAAGAACUCCAGGCGGCACAAUCUUUACCGUUCCGCCAACCCGUGAUAUGGUCUCGCAGCUCCUUUCACCCUCAGAGCCAAAGAACUUGUCUGAUAUCUUCGUCCUCGCCAUUAUAAGUUGUCAUAUCUUCCUCCUCCGGUUUCUUCCAUCAUCAUUCAGGGUCGCUGCCUUUGCUAUCAUUUUCCUGUUCUGGCGUGCCGCGUACAACAUCGGAAUAGGAUGGCUUCUACACAUGCAGUCGAACGGCCGGACCUUGGUCUGUUGGGCCAAAAAAUCAAACAUCUUCGUGAAUCCGUCAACCGGACGGAACCCUCAUCCCGUAUUAUACAACCUGCUUAAAUGGGAACUGGAGACAAAAAUCCCGGAGCAGUAUUCUUUCGAGGACGCCCCAACGGAAUACAACACCUGGCUUGUGUUUCGACGAGUUGUUGAUCUUAUCCUCAUGUGCGACUUUACCUCGUACUGCCUAUUCGCAAUUGCCUGCGGUGGUCGUCCCGCUGGGGAAGGUUUCAUCAUGCUGGCUUUGAGAUGGAUUACUGGGAUGAGCUUAGUACUUUUUAACCUCUGGGUCAAACUGGACGCCCAUCGGGUAGUUAAGGAUUUCGCAUGGUACUGGGGGGAUUUCUUUUAUCUCAUCGACCAGGACCUUACUUUCGACGGUGUUUUUGAGAUGGCACCCCAUCCAAUGUAUUCCGUUGGCUAUGCGGGAUAUUACGGUAUCUCUUUGAUGGCAGCUAGCUACAAGCUGCUUUUUAUUUCCAUUCUAGCACAUGCCGCCCAAUUUGCGUUCUUGGUUCUGGUUGAAAACCCCCAUAUCGAGAAAACUUACAAUGCUCCUCCACCUCGGAAAAGAGUCGCGGUCGACACAGAUAAUGUUAAACCACAAGACGACGACGUUUCUCAGGACUCCUCGGUCAUCAAUGACAACGAAUACUCGGGAAAAGCGGUGGCUACCUUAGAGCCUUCGUCGAUGCAUAACCUUCUAGGUCCUCACAACUUCGACCUGUACCGCAUUACGGACUCUUCUGUGCUUUUGAUCCAAAUACUUUUCUCCGCUCUGGCUAUUCUUACCCCAUCAACACCAGUCUAUCAAUUUUUCUUCGUCCUGAAUGCUGCUCUUUGGAGGGUUUGGUACUCCGUGGGUAUUGGCUACAUACUCAACCGCCAAUCGCACUGCAAGAUGUGGACGAGACACUUUGUGAAGUACGGAGAAAGCAAUCAAGAAGCCUGGCAACAAUGGAAAGGCACAUAUCAUCUUAGCAUGACCAUGACCUACGCGAGCUUUAUUGCCGCUACUUGGAAGAUGUACUCCUUCCCACAAGAUUGGGGCUACGGCCUAGUGCUCCUGAGGCAUAUUCUAGGUGCAAGUUUGAUUGCACUUCAGAUUUGGACAUCUGCCAGUAUCUACGAAUCACUUGGGGAGUUUGGAUGGUUUUUCGGAGACUUCUUCUUUGACCAGUCACCAAAACUCACAUAUAGUGGAAUUUAUCGGUAUCUGAACAAUCCUGAGCGCGUUCUAGGUUUGGCAGGUGUUUGGGGAGCGGUUCUAAUCACCAGUACCAAGUCAGUUAUUUCCCUAGCAUUGCUGAGCCAUACAUUAACUAUUGCAUUUAUCCAACUGGUCGAACGUCCACAUAUGCAGAAGCUUUACGGUCAAAGUCUAAGGCGAGAUGCGGGUCUUGUUAGAAGCCUAAAGCGUUCCUUGCCACCUUCCCUGAAGCAAUUCCAUGGAAGCGUAGACAAAAUACUCGAUGACUCGAUUGAAUUCAUUGAAGAGUUCAUAGAAGCCGCUCGACCUAAGCUCGCCGCUGGUGUCAAGACCUUCGUCAAAGAUACCUCCGCCUUGUUCCAGAAGUACCCUGCACGAAUCACCAUAUCUCGUCUGGAACCAGAUCUUGCUGGUUACGAUCAAAAGGAUUAUUCCAUUUCCCUGGAAGGAACACAAUCUUCCGAGCCGGCACAAUUUGAAAGAGCUAGUGAUAAGGAGGGUGAAAAGGCAAGAUCCAUGCCAGACAGGAGGGGUGAACAGGUGAACCUUAUGUUCGAAUAUGGCGCCCCCAUCAAAGUCAAAUGGACCGCCCCGCUGAAUCAUAGCAAGAAAGACUGGAUUGGCCUCUACAUGGUCACUGAUAAUACAUCGCGGGAGAUCACACGGAUUUCUUCCCAAGGUCGAUGGAUCGGUACUAACAAGGCUUCUUUUGACUCUUUGACAUGUGAGCAAGGGUUAAUCUCAAGCGACAUUGUUAUCAAUAAGUUCCGAGAGGAUGGCGAGCCAAAGGACGUUGCAUCUGGGGAAAUGGUCUUCUCGGGAGAUAAACUCUGGUGGACGCAAGGCGUCUUCGAAUUUAGGUACCACCACAACGGAAAACAUAAUGUCAUGGCAGUCUCGCGCCCCUUUGAGAUCCGCAUUGGCAGAUUUGAUGACGAUGCAAUCUAUGGCGACAGAUACGGGCUUGUCAGGGCUGCCAUCGAAUCCGCUUUGCUUCCUGUGGUCCAAAACUGCUUUGACAGGGACCCCGACAUUGCACCGCAAACUGUCGAAGAACAGUAUGGCAGCCUAGUUGACAGGAAUGGGAAAUACUCAAGGAGAGUGGUAUUUGCCGUACAUCAAAUGUUCGGCAUCGAAUUUGCUCCCGAGGUCGUCCGUGCUGAUGGAAAUGUCCGCAAUCUGGCAUGGCGGAUAUGCAAUGCCAAAAAGGUUUUAGCACCGUACAGCAUGUCACGUACAAACGGAGCCACAACCCCCACAGCAGAACAUGAAAGUUAA